AUGACGCAGCCUCACACACGAUUGUUGCACUCACGUACGUCGUUGCGGGCACAGGCUCGCUGCAUCAUUCAAAAUCUAUCACCUCUGGCCUCGGCUGUUGCUACCUCGAUCCCUACGUUGGCAUCGCGCUUUUCUACAUCUUCCGGCCUGUCCACCGCGGCCGUUUACACCACUUCAAACUCUCUCCGCCGCCUUGCGUGCUCGUCUUCGACGGUCGAUCCAACAUCUGCCAUCGCAGGCGCCCGUUGCGUACUCCUUCACCUCUCGCCUAUCCGCGGACACAUCCGCACGCUGCCCUCAGUCAUGGGUCCAGCAUUGAAGCAGACUCGCGACCAUGGCGACCAUGGUCACGGGCAUGGUCAUGGCGCUCAUGGACAUCACCACCACCACGACAGCACAUACCUGACAUCCGCCAAUAAAAACGACCCCGGUGUAAGAAUCACGCGAAUAGGUCUACUGUCCAACUUGGGCAUGGCAAUUGCCAAGUUCAUCGGUGGAUGGGCGUUCAAUUCCAAGUCAAUGACAGCAGAUGCCUGGCACAGCAUUGCUGACCUCGCCUCCGAUAUUCUCACCUUGGCCACGGUUUCUUGGAGCUUAAAACCGCCGACGGAUCGAUUCCCCAUGGGAUUCGGCAAGGUGGAAAGCCUCGGUUCUCUUGGCGUGUCGGGCAUGCUGCUGGUGGGCGGUUUCUACAUGGGGUGGGAGAGCGCAAUCAGCCUGUACGGCCAUUUCAACCCUGAGGGCGCGCACAACCUUUUUGAGCACGUUGGCCACGCCCACGGCCACUCACACAACCCUGCCGAUCUGGGAAUCCCAAACAUUCAUGCUGUUUGGCUGGCUGCGGGCACCAUCCUGAUCAAAGAAUGGCUCUAUCAAGCGACAAUGAAAGUUGCGCGGGAACGCAAGUCGUCUGUCCUUGCCUCCAACGCCAUCCACCACCGUGUCGACAGCCUGACUGGCAUUGUCACUCUUGCCGCCAUCCUUGGUGCCAAUAUUGUUGAGAAUGCCGCCUGGCUGGAUCCGGUGGGCGGUCUCCUCAUUUCCAUCAUGGUGGUCAAGGCCGGAUACGACAACACAAAGGAGGCCUUGUACGAGCUGGCAGACCGCAGCCUCGACGACGACGUGAAGAACUCUAUCCGAAAACAGGCACACCGAGCAUUGUCCAACGUGAGCGAGGGCCAUGAAGCAGAGCUCCGUGAUAUUAGUGGCACCAAAUCGGGACAGAAUUACCUGGUUGACAUGGAAUUGGCCGUGCCUGGUGCAUGGACGGUGGACGAUGUCAAGGACCUGGAGGAUGCGGUGCGCAUGCAGGUCGGCGGCAAAGUGCGUGGGGUGAAACGGCUUCGUGUGCGGUUUGUCUCCCGGGAUAAGCCUGUAAACGAGAGGUUUGAUGAAUUCAUUUCAGGGCCAGAAGCAUUGCAGAAGCCGGAGCUGGAGGAGGAAGAGGAGGCUGGGAAUGGCGCUGUCGUUGAUAAAGAUGGCAAGCAUAGACAUUAG
Messenger RNA from Metarhizium robertsii ARSEF 23, 1497 nucleotides. RefSeq names its product cation efflux family protein. The record is from RefSeq and is a predicted model, not a curated record. Gene Ontology annotation, biological process: monoatomic cation transport; transmembrane transport. Bases 1 to 1497 code for a protein of 498 amino acids. The transcript has 2 exons. Gene Ontology annotation, molecular function: monoatomic cation transmembrane transporter activity. Gene Ontology annotation, cellular component: membrane. Lineage: Eukaryota; Fungi; Ascomycota; Sordariomycetes; Hypocreales; Clavicipitaceae.